Molecule: messenger RNA, 228 nt
Organism: Letharia columbiana
Lineage: Eukaryota; Fungi; Ascomycota; Lecanoromycetes; Lecanorales; Parmeliaceae
Exons: 1
Coding region: 1-228 (75 amino acids)
Source: RefSeq, a predicted model, not a curated record
AUGCUGCAGGAGGUUGUCAAGAAGCACAACUCAGAGCUGGAGAAGCAGAAGCAAGGCGUGAACACCAGAGCAAUCGAAUUGAGACUAGCAGUGGGCAGCUUGCUUGACGAUGCAACGCACCUUCACAUCCCAGGCAAAGAGGACUCGCAGAAGGACUUUGAGCGUGCUUAUGAAGCUUUGGAGAAACUUGAACAGAAGCUUUGGGAAUGUCUGGACGUCUUGAUAUAA